AUGGUUAGCGUAUGGAUAUACAAAGAACAUUCUAAACACUUUAAAGUGAGAUGGUAUGAUGGAAUUGAACAUUGCAGUGACACCGUCGAGCCAAACAUUAACGUUGAAACCAAAUCACCCGUCACACCAAUAGGCCCCAGCAACACGUUUCAAAUUUGGCAAGAGAAACACAGGAGAAGAAAGGAGCACCUUGCUACAAUGUGUCAACGACAUCCAGAACUCAACAACAUCAGUAUUCAAUAUGCGAAUAUUUUUGUCGAUGAUACUUAUAAAAUCUUGUACUGUCCAGUACCGAAGGUUGCCAACUCUAACUGGCGAAGAGUGCUGCUUGUACUGCGGGGAACUUUUACAAAUGUGACAGAAAUUGGUAAAGGUCGUGUAUAUGAAUUCGAAUACCCUGCCCUGAAUAAUUUCACAAAAACAGAAAAGCAACUGCGCUUGAGCACGUAUACUAAAUUCAUGUUUUCUAGACACCCAUUGUCCAGACUGCUUUCAGCGUAUAGUGACAAAUUAAGAGACACAACAAAAAGAGGGUUUUUGAGAAGUUACACUGUUCGGAUAAAUGAGGCGAAUAAAACAAAUUACACAAUUGGUGGAUUUUGCUUUGAGGAAUUUGUUAACUAUGUAUUGCAGACUGAGUCUAACAGAUUUGAUAGGCACUGGGCUUUGAUGGGCCGACUCUGCGCUCCUUGUGCAAUGAAUUAUGACUUCUUAGGACAAUAUGAAACGUUAAACGAAGACGUUAAUGGUAUAUUAAAAACAAUCAAUGCCAGUGAAGUUGUAGACUUUUCUUCGUAUGUUCCACAUAAAACAAAUAGCUCGUCCGUUGACAUUCUAAAAGAGAACUACGGUCAUAUUACAAAACAGCAAAUAGAAGGACUGUAUAAAAAAUACGAAAUGGAUUUUCGUUUAUUUGAUUAUAACACCGUGGAGUACCUUAAAAUGUCAAAAUCGUAA
Messenger RNA from Saccoglossus kowalevskii, 957 nucleotides. RefSeq names its product carbohydrate sulfotransferase 11-like. The record is from RefSeq and is a predicted model, not a curated record. Gene Ontology annotation, molecular function: sulfotransferase activity. Gene Ontology annotation, biological process: carbohydrate biosynthetic process. Lineage: Eukaryota; Metazoa; Hemichordata; Enteropneusta; Harrimaniidae. Gene Ontology annotation, cellular component: membrane.